Molecule: messenger RNA, 3524 nt
Organism: Procambarus clarkii (red swamp crayfish)
Lineage: Eukaryota; Metazoa; Arthropoda; Malacostraca; Decapoda; Cambaridae
Product: probable G-protein coupled receptor B0563.6
Biological process (GO): G protein-coupled receptor signaling pathway
Cellular component (GO): membrane
Molecular function (GO): G protein-coupled receptor activity
Source: RefSeq, a predicted model, not a curated record
GAGACCAGUGUGGCCGGGUGAGCGCCAGGAGGAGGUGGGACUUACACACCACUCCGUCACCCGAGGCCAAGCUGGCGUCUUGACCCCUCAGAGAGACACGUCCGCGCCUAAGUGACUGAAAACCUACCGAUUUAACUACAUUUCCUCGCGUAUCUCAAACCCACGAAUUUAACUACCAUUACCUUGCGUAUCUCCCUACAUCAGGAAGAACAAUAAUGUGGUUGCGCGGUAGCCUCUCAUCUUCUUGGAUGACAAGAGGGAAGAAACAAAGUUCAACAAAUGAAUCUUUAACUGGAGAACUGGGCUAUAAACAAGCAGACAAGUAACGAGCAAUCAGAAAGAAGGAUAAAAUACGGUUUAAUACCAACGCGAGUGAGUGUAUUCGUUUGUGGAUGUGAAGGGAAACACGUGGUAGCAAAACUACGCUUGCUAGGAUAUCAAGCCUCGUGUCACGAUGACUGACCACCUAAACGAUUAAAACGACGGAGAAACAGACACGCUGUACAUACUUCCCCCUUUGAUAACUAAAAGUGUUUUAGAGUCGGCAGUAAACAUAAUUCAACUUUGGCCAGCAGUAAUAAAUAGUGCUGAGGAAAAUAUCCCGACAGAUAUAACACGCUCAUAAGGGGAGUGAUUUGAGUCAAUUGUGUAUAGUGAGUUUUUUCACCUGAAAAUCUACCCACUUUCGGUGCUGUGCUGAAGGACUGGCCUACAGUGACACACGUGUUAUGUUGGUCGAGCCUUGAACACGGUGAACAGAGGUGGGGGCGGGAGGAGGAUGGAGUGUCAUCAGGUGGUUGUAAAGUGGUGGAGCGCCGCACCUGUGACCAUACGCACACACUAGUAGUACCACACACGUGCCCACACUGGUCGUAGUACCCACACACGUGCCCACACUGGUCGUAGUACCCACACACGUGCCCACACUGGUCGUAGUACCCAUACACGUGCCCACACUGGUCGUAGUACCCACACACGUGCCCACACUGGUCGUAGUACCCACACACGUGCCCACACUGGUCGUAGUACCCACACGUGCCCACACUUGUCGUAGUAUCACACACGUGCCCACACUGGUCGUAGUACCCACACGUGCCCACACUGGUCGUAGUACCCAUACAUGUGCCCACACUGGUCGUAGUACCCACACGUGCCCACACUGGUCGUAGUACCCACACACGUGCCCACACUGGUCGUAGUACCCAUACACGUGCCCCCACUGGUCGUAGUACCCACACACGUGACAACACGUCGUAGUACCCACACACGUGCCCACACUGGUCGUAAUACCCAUACACGUGCCCACACUGGUCGUAGUACCCAUACACGUGCCCACACUGGUCGUAGUACCCACACACGUGCCCACACUGGUCGUAGUACCCAUACACGUGCCCCACACUGGUCGUAGUACCCAUACACGUGCCCACACUGGUCGUAGUACCCAUACACGUGCCUACACUGGUCGUAGUACCCACACGUGACAACACUUGUAGUACCCAUACACACACUUGCCCACACCAGUUACACUCAUAUCUUCACCAGCGCCCCACCCUCGCGCAAGUGGCUGCCACGUGCCCACACAUGUAGGCUGCACCACCCUCGUGCCCACAUCAACACCCACAACCCACGUGCCCCACACGAGGCGCCUAACCAAGCCCCCCCCCCCCACCCAUCCCCUCUCCAACAACCAAGGAACAGCCAAACCUAACAUUCAAGGUUCCCAGCGCACAAAUUAAGCACCGAAGGAAUUAAUAACAAAAGACAAUAACAGGGAGUUACGUGAACAAGAGAGAGCUCCCUCGCGUGCAGGGCGUGUAGAGACGCGUGCUGCCAGCAUGAGGGCGUGUGGGUGUGAAGCCUCCCUGACCCCCGCCCACACCGUCACCAAUAACUACGUGUCGGCCAACUACAUUCCCAGCAAGAUGAUCAGCCUGCGGGACUCGGACCUGCCGGUGAACUGCACGGUGGAGGACCAGCCUGACCUGCGCUUCCUGCGGUGGGCGGUCUACCAGGUGGUGUUCCCUGUCCUGGUGUCUCUGGGGGUCGUCGCCAACCUCCUCAACCUCGUCGUGCUCUCCAGGCCUUCCAUGAGAGGUGUCGCCUACAGGUACCUGAACCAUCUGGCAGUCAGUGACCUGCUGUACCUGUUGUUCAACGUGCCCUUCUGCAUGAACGACUUCGCCCGGAUCUCGGAGAUGCAGGUGGUGUCCGCAGCUAGCGCCGUGUACUACGCCAAUGUGGGCAUUCCCUUGGUGAACCUCUUCCUCACCAUGAGCGAGUACAUCGUCGUGUGGCUCUCCUACGACCGAUGCCUUGCCGUUUGCAGCCCGCAGAAGUUCUCGGCCAAACAGAGAAUGGAGGUGGUGAGAAUACGGUGCGGCAUGUCGCUCCUGCUGACCAUGUUCGUCUACAGUCUCAGUCCCCUUCGGCAGACGUACAACUGCGACGACGACGGGUGCUGCGUCAGCGAGAGCUUCUACAGCGAAGAACCCUGGUAUAUGGGUUACGAGUUCUUCAGGGAAAUCUACUCCAGGUUCUUACCUGCCGUACUCAUAACGUCCUUCAAUGUGGCCAUCGUGGUGACGCUGAAACAAAUCAAGCGCGAGCGAGACUGUGAUAUCAUAAAUGAGGCGAGGCAGGAGAGAGAACGACGGCUCUUUUUCCUGCUGAUGGCCAUCACAGUCUUCUUCUAUGUCUCUGCCUUUCCCAGCGCCAUCUAUAAAGUUAUAAUGUUUAACGAUAUGACCUUCGUCCCGUACUUUAGAGCCGUGGCCGAUGUCUUAGAAGUUUCAGGCCACGUUUUCAAUUUCGUUUUGUACUUCUUAUUCAGUCCCGAUUAUCGCAAAGCGCUAGUGGACAUGACUUCCGCCGGGCAGCAAAACAAUAAUAUUGCUCUGUCUUCUACAGCUAUUCCUCUAUGAAUCAAUAGACCGUUAUUAAAUAUAUGUAAAAUUUUGUGGAUGAAAUAUUUUUUAAAUGUAAAUAAUAUUACACAUAUAUUCUUAUAUUACGCGCCUUACCAAUAGUGUUAUUAGCGGAUGACAAAAUUGAAGUAUUGUUAGAGCGACUAGGCGCUCUCUUUAAGAGGCACAAAGAUGUUUGAUAACGAUAAUACAAAUAAACACAUCAAUUCCCCGAGCAUUCCAUUGAAUUUUAUAUACUCGAGUGCAUAGCAAGGUGAAGUUUGCAUGGCUGAUUAGCAGCUCUUGAAGGAUAUGGAACUGGUGGCUAUACCUUGUGGAAACUUUCAUGUCAAAUUCAAAUUCUUUUCACUUGCAAUUUUUUAAACAGAAAAUCGAAGUACGUUUGCAAGAUCAUAGGCGGAGUACCAUUGGUGUAUACUGACUGAAGAGAUGUCAAUGUUUAACAUUCCAGACAUCAUGUUAUCAGUAUAAAUACUAAACACCAGGGGCAAGAUUCACGAAAGCACAUACGCAAGCACUUACGAACCUGUACAUCUUUUCUCAAUCUUUGGCGACUUUGUUUACAAUUAUUAAACAGUUAAUGAGCUCCGAAGCACCAGG